Molecule: messenger RNA, 2610 nt
Organism: Fonsecaea multimorphosa CBS 102226
Lineage: Eukaryota; Fungi; Ascomycota; Eurotiomycetes; Chaetothyriales; Herpotrichiellaceae
Exons: 1
Coding region: 1-2610 (869 amino acids)
Source: RefSeq, a predicted model, not a curated record
AUGACUGCAGUGGUGGUCAACGAUCAAGGUUUUCGGGAAAUAAUUCAGGGCGAACCAUUCCAGUAUGGUGAUCUCGACUUGAAGCACGAAGAGCUUCGUUUUCUCGUCCUACAGCGACGUCCAGCCGGGACGGGCCACGAGGGACUGGACGGCCUGGUCAGCUGCACCAUAGAGACCCAACUGCUUGCUCAUGCCGACCCAUUCAUAGCCGUCCGGAAUGCUCGAGGCUACCGCUUGCUUGAGGAACUGAUUCUCGUCGAUGGGAAGUGCCUCAUCGUCUCGGUCGCGUUGGAAAGGUUUCUUCGACACUUCACUCCAGCCGGAGACAAGCCCCUGAGACUCUGGAUUCGGUACGUAUGUGUCGAUCAGCAUAAUCCGAAUGAGAUGGCUCGCUACUGGACCCGCCAAUUCCAGGACAAAAUGUACGAGAUGGCGGAGUCGGUGGUGGACAUGCAACGUUUUCUGCGCGAUCUGCUGGACCGACGUGUGUUUGAAAGGGUGAUUGACUCCCGAUACAAGGAGUGGACGAAGAAGUGGCAAACUUUGCCAGAAACAUGGCCAUUGCCAAAGGUUUAUCCAAUCAGGCUCGGAAGCUAUUCUUCCAGCGAGCGGCCAACUCAAGCGUACCAGUAUGUGCCUUUAGACACCGUGGCCGACGAGACUCGCAUAAUCGUGAUCAAGCCAAAUGAGGACAAACAGGCACCGUUGGAACUCCAUCUUGCACACUGUCCGCUUGCCUCCGACGUGGGCUACUUCGCUUUAUCGUACACGUGGGGGGUCUCGGAAGACGACGUCCAAGUCACUGUGAUGGGUCAGUCGAUGCACAUUCGCAAGAACCUAGAACGAGUCCUUCGUGGCAUUCGGCCCUCCUCUUCGCCGCAUGCCUGCGCUGUGUGGGCAGAUGCCAUCUGCAUCAACCAGUCCGACACGAGCGAAAAGAACCACCAGAUCCCUCGCAUCGCUGAUGUCUAUGAUCGCGCCGCCGGUGUCAUCUGUGAUGUUGGUGAGGCAGACCAUUAUAGCGAACUUGCCCUGGACUUUGUCGAGCAUCUCCAAGAACCCAUCAUUCGCAUGGACACGCACUACGAGUUUAUCAUCGGGAAGCCAGACCGGAUCGAUCCGGACGACAUCCCCCGACUCUGUGCUGCGUUGUACCUAUUCUUGACGCGGCCUUAUUUCCGGAGGGUAUGGGUCCUGCAGGAGGUGGCUCUGGCAUCGAAUCCGGUGAUUUCUUGUGGAAUCGGAAUGCGAAAGGGAAUCGCCUUUGAAGCGCUCGAGACGGCAGCAGCCAAUCUGAGUGACAUGAUGUCUCGAGAUCCAGGCCUUGCUCAGAAAAUGGAGGAGUCUACUCCUGACUUGAGCAGCGUCGACCCGGCUCAGCUGCUCUUCAUUCGCAAGCUUCUUUACUUUCGCCAUCUCCACAUAGGCGGGAGCCGUGGUGGCUUUAUCAUGCAUGAUAUCAAAGACACCGCGCCCGGAUACCUCGAGUCUGCGAUCCUCGCCCGGGAUUUCGAAGCUGCAGUCCCCCAUGACAAGCUGUUCGCGCUGUGGAAUGUUGCACGCGACAAGACCGGUCUAGACUUUUCUGCGGACUAUUCACGCGCCUACGAGGAGGCUUACAUGGGCUUUACUAAAGCAUGGUGUGCCCACAGCGGUAGUCUUGAUAUGAUCGCAGCAUCCGAGUUCAGACAGCCCGUCGAAAAUCACGGGUUCUACUCCAAGGCAUCCUCAUGGUGUCCGGACUGGAGCACUCCGGCCCUCUCGAGCUCUCUCGUCCGUCGUGAGAGGUUUCGGCUGCAUCGGAUAUCGCUGCACGAUGAUUUGGACGGCCCAGUAUACUGCGCCGACGGCGGUGUCCGUCAACAGCCGGACUCAAACAAAUACUUCAAAUUCGUCGGCAACACGCUACAUUGCAUGGGCAUCAUUCUGGAUAAGGUGGACGGCAUUGCAGCCAGCAAAACCGAACAUCUGCCAAUGAGAGCGGUAAUUCCGGGGUUAGUGGAGUUUUGCAAAGACUUCUUCGCCAAGAACAAUAUCACCACUUACGACGAUGUGGCGCAGGCCAUGAUAGCAAUGGUCCACGGUGACUGCGUUGCUUCCUGGCCAAAGAAAGAAGGGAAUUCCAAGCUAUCUCCUGAUGAAGACCUUUGGACGGCGCCAUAUGCUUGCAUACCAUUCAAGCCAAGGCUGAACCCGGACCAGGACCCAAACCGGUCUCGCCACGUCCCCUCGUAUGGGGGAAGCUACUCGUCCCAAGAAGCGUGGGAGGUGGUGCGCAGCAUCAUGCGCGGCAGACACCUCUUUGUCUCGGAAAAGGGCUACAUGGGCUUGUUACCGGACUAUGUUGGCAGAGUCGGCGGUGGGGGCGACGACCGUGACCGUGACUAUAUCGGACAUGGCGGGCCGCUUCACCUGGCGAUCCUGGCGACGUGUUCAGUCCCGGUCUUGCUCGGCGAGCACCCAGAAAUCGAAGGCGCGUACAGGUUUCUGGGGACGUGUUUUGUGCAAGGGUGGAUGGAAGGGGAGGUUCUGAAGGCGGAGAUGGGCUGCGAUGAGCCGGCCGAGUUCUGGGAGGCUAUGGCAGGCACCGAGAAACUCAGGAUUGUAUGA